AUGAGUAGACCAAUGCUGCCCCCCGGAACGGGGAAGGAAGCUUUUGAGAUGGGACCUAUCCUAGGCACUGGGUCAUUCGGGCGCGUUAAAUGCGCAAAAUACCUCAAAUCCCGUGGCAUGACACUAGAAGAUACAACUCAGGUGCCUCCCCGAGUGGCAAUUAAAAUUCUGAAGAAGGCCAGCAUCAUCAAGCUGAAACAUGUCGACCAUAUUCUCAACGAGAAAGCAAUCCUCUUGCAUUUGGAUCAUCCGCUGACGCCCUUGUGCAGGGACUUGAAGCCAGAAAACAUGCUGCUGGAUCGUGACGGUUACGUCAAGCUCACAGAUUUUGGCUUCGCCAAGGUUGUGGAGUUCCGUACAGACACGCUUUGCGGCACUCCUGAGUACAUCGCUCCCGAAGUCCUUCUAAACAAAGGUGGCUCACGCUGUGUUUGCCCCACUUUUACAGUUUUCCUAAACAUUGAGCUGCAGAGUCAAAACUCGACAGGUUACUCCAAAAUGACAGAGUAA
Eimeria necatrix is the source of this 510-nucleotide messenger RNA. Its product is annotated as CAMP-dependent protein kinase catalytic subunit alpha, related. Gene Ontology annotation, molecular function: cAMP-dependent protein kinase activity; ATP binding. Bases 1 to 510 code for a protein of 169 amino acids. Lineage: Eukaryota; Apicomplexa; Conoidasida; Eucoccidiorida; Eimeriidae. The transcript has 3 exons. Gene Ontology annotation, biological process: signal transduction; peptidyl-serine phosphorylation. The record is from RefSeq and is a predicted model, not a curated record. Gene Ontology annotation, cellular component: cAMP-dependent protein kinase complex.